This is a messenger RNA of Limanda limanda (common dab), 1074 nucleotides long. It is a transcript of the gene stx4, whose product is annotated as syntaxin 4. NCBI's taxonomy places the organism in Eukaryota, Metazoa, Chordata, Actinopteri, Pleuronectiformes, Pleuronectidae. Gene Ontology annotation, molecular function: SNARE binding; SNAP receptor activity. The coding region runs from base 144 to 1028 and encodes 294 amino acids. The transcript is spliced from 10 exons. Gene Ontology annotation, cellular component: plasma membrane; endomembrane system; SNARE complex. The record is from RefSeq and is a predicted model, not a curated record. Gene Ontology annotation, biological process: exocytosis; intracellular protein transport; vesicle fusion.
AGUGUUGCUAAUGGAGGACACUUGUUGAAUCACAGCGAAGCUUCUCUGUCGUUUCCAGCUCGUUUCUCUCCGUGGAUUCUCUCGGGUUCUCUCACGUUUCUCCGCUGAAGACUCGCCCCCCCCCCGGGCUUCACUGUGACACAAUGCGGGACCGGACCAAAGAGUUAGGAAACAAGAACGAGGACUCGGACGGUGAAAAUGAACUGAUGAUCAAACCUGGAACCUCUUCAGCCAAAGAGGAGAAGGAGAGCGAAGCCUUCUUCAAAAAGGUGCAAGAAAUCCAUGAGGGGCUGCAGAGUCUCCGGAAGACGGUGGAGGAGCUGGAGAAGCAACAGAAGAAGGUGCUCGGGGAAGCGCUGCCCGUGGAGAGUUUGAAGAAAGAGCUGCAGACUCUUCGAGACGAAAUCAAAACGCUGGCGACUCAGAUCACGAAGAAACUGAAGAGUAUCGAAUCCAAGAAGUCAGAGGAGGAUGGAAAAUAUGUUCCCAUACAUGUUCGGAUGCAGCGCACACAGCACGGCGUCCUGUGUAGAGAGUUUGUGGAUCUGAUGGGUCACUGCAACACAAUCCAGGCUCAGUACAGAGACCGCAACGUGGAGCGGAUCCAGAGGCAGCUGAGGAUCACUGGGAAGGACGUGUCGGACACGCAGCUGGAGGUCAUGCUGGAGAGUGGGCAGACGGAUGUUUUCACUCAAAACAUCCUGGUCGAUGCUAAAGCUACGAAGCAGGCGCUGAACGAGAUCGAGUCCCGCCACGACGAGAUCCUGAAGCUGGAGAGGAGCAUCCGAGACCUGCACGACAUGUUCCAGUACCUCGCCAUGGAGGUGGAGGCCCAGGGGGAGAUGGUGAACCGGGUGGAAAACAACAUCAACCAGGCCACCAACUACGUGGAGAAGGCGAAGGCGAACGUAGAGAAAGCCGUCACGUAUCAGCAGAAAGCACGAAAGAAGAAGAUGUGGAUCGCCAUCUGUCUGGCCAUCCUCCUCCUCAUCUUGGUCAUCACGUUGCUCAGCGUCUUCGGCACCUAACCGUCGGCAGCCGGGGUCGGAGAUCGUUUGGCAGAAGCACAUUAUU